AUGAGCAUGCACCCGGCGCGGCAGGCCUACGUCGAGGAGGAGAAUGGCCCCUCCAAUUCCGAUCCCAUGGACGGGAUUGACUACGCCAGCGUCCCACUGGACCGCAACCAUGCCAUGCCCGGCUCCGGCCACGACAUGGCCUCGGACAUGCUCGCCGAGUUCGAGCGCAAGAAACGCGCCGCCAACCUGAUCGUGCCCACCGCCGACCGCGACGUGAAGCUGCGACUGCGCUCGCUGAAGGAGCCCAUCACCCUCUUCGGCGAAGGCCCCGCCGACCGCCGCGACCGUCUGCGCGCGCUGCUGGCACACGCAGCCGAGGCCGGAGGCGACGACGCCGAGGAUGCCGUCAUGGAAGACGCCGAAGCCCCGGCCGACGAGCAGGAGGAGUUCUACACCCAGGGCACGCAGUCGCUGCUGGACGCGCGACGAGACAUGGCCACCUACUCGCUCCCGCGCGCCAAGCAACGCAUCGCCUACCAGCGCCAGGAGGCCGCCAUACCGCUGAAGGCACACGUCCAACACCGCGACAAGGUCAAGCACACCCUGAAGGGCUUCGACCUGUACGGAUCACAGACCGCCGACCGGCCCGUCAGCAUCGUGCGAGUCUCGCCCAACGGCCAGUACGUCGCAUACGGCACCUGGGGCGGCAAGGUCGCGCUGUUGGAAAUCCCCAGCCUCGAGCAGAAAAAGGCCUACCGAGGCGGGCACACGGAGCGCGCCACCGGCAUAGACUGGCUGCCCGGCGCGACACUGCCAGGCAGCACCGUGUCGUCGGGGAGCGUCAACUUUGCUUCCGGCGGCGCAGGGGGCAAGGUGCAGCUCUGGUCGCUGGACGACGACAAGCCACUGCGGACGCUGGAGGGCCACAGCGACCGUGUGUGCCGUGUGGCCUUCCACCCCUCCGCGCGCUACCUCGCCUCGGCCUCGGACGACACCACUUGGCGGCUCUGGAACGUCGAGACCGGACAGGAGCUCCUGACGCAAGAAGGCCACUCCAAGGAGGUCUACACCGUCACCUUUAACCAGGACGGCUCGCUGCUCGCCAGCGCCGGCCUGGACAGCAUUGGCCGCGUGUGGGACGUCCGCACGGGGCGCGUCAUCUACAUGCUCGAGAGCCACAUCAAGCCCAUCUACGGCCUGGACUGGAGCACAGACGGCCACCGACUCCUCUCGGGCUCUGGAGACGGCUUCAUCAAGUGCUGGGACGUACGAGCGAUGCGCGAGUCCAACUCCAUUGCCGCAAACACGGGCGGUGUCACAGACGUGCGAUGGUAUCAAGGCACCGACGGGCCGGCAAGCGGCGUGCCACUGCAGCCAAACGACGAGGGCGAGCCUGUGCCGAAGAAAGCAUCGACCUUUGUCGUGUCCUCGGGCUUCGACAAGAACAUACAGAUCUUCUCGGCCGACGACUGGGCCCACUGCAAGACGCUGCGGGGCCACUCGGGCCCCGUCUUCAGCACCGACGUGACGAGCGACGCUGCGUGGAUCGUCAGCGGAGGCAAAGACCGGACGGUGAAGCUCUGGUCGCGAGACGACAACAAGGGGAUAUGA
This is a messenger RNA of Ascochyta rabiei, 1551 nucleotides long. RefSeq lists its product as uncharacterized. The record is from RefSeq and is a predicted model, not a curated record. Gene Ontology annotation, molecular function: U6 snRNA binding; U4 snRNA binding; protein binding. Bases 1 to 1551 code for a protein of 516 amino acids. Gene Ontology annotation, cellular component: U4/U6 x U5 tri-snRNP complex. The transcript has 2 exons. Lineage: Eukaryota; Fungi; Ascomycota; Dothideomycetes; Pleosporales; Didymellaceae. Gene Ontology annotation, biological process: mRNA splicing, via spliceosome.